AGGCUAGGAAGCUCGAGAAAUCGAGAACCGACCAACAACAGCGACAGGCAUGAACUCACCCGGAGAAUCAUACGGUCGCCUGUAGACGAAGCCUUUGGUUGAGAAGGCAUGGACGGCGGAGGUGACUCGCAUGCGUCUCAGCCGGUGACGGCCAAACUGCGGGCUUCUCGUCGACGGCCGCCCCGGGCUUCACGUGCCUGCGAGACUUGUCGGGUGCGCAAGACCAAGUGCGAUCAAGCCCAGCCGUGUUCCUAUUGCGCUUAUCAUUCGCUUGAUUGCUUUUAUCGCGCCGCAGGUCCAAAUGAGAGCUCAUCUACAGCAAAGCGACAGGCACAACUACGAGAAGCCCAAAGAUCGAAAACCCGCCCAUCGCCAUGGCCGGAUGUGAGCCAGGGUAAUCAGCACGGCUCCCAGCAAAGUGACUCCCCAGACCAUUUCCCUCCCCGACUUCCACGAGGCAUUGGCAAUAUCAAUGCGAGCUCACCCAGUGUUUUCACCCCUAAACGUGACGAUGACAGUAUAGUCGCGGCUACCCCAGAGCUAUGCGAUUCGGCAUCCAGAGACGGGCUGAGUGGUGUCAACCUUCAUACCAAUGGCACCGAGUUCUAUGGUACUUCCUCGAACCUGGCUUUUCUGGGAAAUCUGUACGCUCGGGCUCGUAACCAAGCAGAGACAAAAGCGUUAACUAUCCCUGACAACGAGCCGCCGUAUCCUUCACAUGAGGGCUCUUACCCUGUCUUGAAUUCUAUACAAUCCGACAAGACUAACUUGAAUCAAUUGUCACCCGAUUCUCCUGCGGACAGGCAGUCAGAUGGCUCACAGACGAACAAGGCACAGCUAUCCAUCGUGAAUCUACUCUAUAAUCCGAAAUACCCUAGCCACUCACCACCGCAGAUCAGCGGUAGGGCCGAAGAUGAUAGACAAGGGGGAACAGCAACUGCUGAAGGCCCCAGAAACAAUGCCCACAGUUAUGUAGAUCACCAUUAUGAGAUGGCACCAGUCAUUGACAGGCUUUCGGACGAGGCCCAACUCGAAAUCGAGAAGAUGUUCAUCAGCAGCUACUUUUCGAACAAGCAUUAUAUCCAUCCCAUGCUGUCCAAGACCAGCUUUAUGCGGCGUUGUGAGAAUGAAGCCUUUCUGUUGCCGAGACGGCCUGGCUUCUACCGCGGUAUAUCGAAAUUCUCAGGGUUAUAUUUCUCUGUGGUUGCCCUAGGAGCCAUCAAUGCGAGUCCCCAUGAGACAGCUCUGCUUGACCAUUACUGCAGUUACCUCCCAAAUCUAGGGAAGCCUGGUUCUAUAACCAGACCUUCGGCAUUGGAUUUUGCAGAUUACUACUUUGGAAAGGCCAAGCAAGCUUUAGGAGAUUUGUUUGAGAGCUCUAGCUUGGAGAGUGCGCAAGCGCUUCUGCUCCUGAGUGUAUUCUGUCAAAACGCGCUGCGGCCGCACAGCUGCUUCAUGUACAGCGGAAUGGCAGUAAGGACAGCGGUUGCCAUAGGGCUGGCAUCGGGAAUGUCAUCCGUUUCCCUUGAUGCGCGAAAGGAGGGCAGACGAACCUGGUGGUGUAUAUAUUCCCACGAGAUCGAGAUGUGCUGUUCCUCCGGCCGUUUAGACAGUAUGAAGGAUCUUCAGUAUUACCAAGUUCCAAUACCAACACUGAAGGCUACGUCCGGCAAUCUACUUGAUCCCGAUGCGGAAGACGACCACGUUGGUAUGAUCCCAGCCAUGGUAGCGUUGGCACAAAUCAUGUCGGAGGCAUCUCAUCUUCUUUAUCAUUCGCCGAAGCGGUCUAUGAUCGAAAUGUCACAGAUUGCAAUGAAUUUGGACAACAAGUUGCUUGCAUGGAAAACCACACUGCCACAUUUUUUGGACAUCGAUGCUGCUUCAUUGAAUGACACUGAGUGGGCUUUCAAACAGAAAUUGGUGUUAAGGCUACGAUUCUACAACACACGGAUCCUAAUACAUCGCCCAUUCCUCGCUGCAUCAGCGUCUAGCACCGAGUUCUCCAAUCUGCUCCAGCAUCUGCACACCUGCCUGGCUGCUGCGAGAACCAGCAUCCAGAUGCAGUAUGAAUCAUUCCUGCAUAGGAUAUACAUACGAACAUGGUGGUAUAACACGACAUACGCACUAUAUGGAGCCAUGAUUCUGCUCCACCUCGUCCUGUCCGGAUUCCCUGGUAUUCGCGACGAGGAUCUUUUGCUGGAUGUCGAGAAAAGCCUUGACAUAUUCGAGUCGAUGAACAACAUCGUGGUUGCUCGCCGAUGUGCCGAGAUGAUCCGAGAGGUUCUUGAAGUCGCGCGAGCCUGUGUAGCACGUCGUCGUGCCACAAUAUCUGCUCCAACAUCAGCACUAGCUCCUAACUCGGGCACUACAUUCGGCCUCGAUGCUGCCGACCCAGCAGUGCACCAUCGAGACCUAACCGGGAUGGCGUCGUCCGGCGUGGAUAGCGAUUUCUUCUUCUCGCUGUUCAAUCAGGACUCCCAGCCUAACACUCGGGCCGAGAUAUUGGCUAAUCUGGUUGAUCCGACGAUUCUCGAGGAUUUUGCGUUUGGGACCGGGGGGAGCGACUUUUCGGCUUUCCUUGGCUCUUGAUAUCCCAUGCAGGUGUUGACGUCCUACUUCCAUUGCCAUAUCCACUGCCUCUCACAUGACUAGUUAGCUAGCAAUAUAGACUAUGUACAUGAAGCUGGCUACACUUUCCAUUUGAAGGACAUAUAUGAUACCUCACCACCCACCGAG
Molecule: messenger RNA, 2736 nt
Organism: Aspergillus sclerotioniger CBS 115572
Lineage: Eukaryota; Fungi; Ascomycota; Eurotiomycetes; Eurotiales; Aspergillaceae
Product: Zn(II)2Cys6 transcription factor
Exons: 12
Coding region: 109-2589 (826 amino acids)
Biological process (GO): positive regulation of transcription from RNA polymerase II promoter by galactose; DNA-templated transcription
Cellular component (GO): nucleus
Molecular function (GO): zinc ion binding; DNA-binding transcription factor activity, RNA polymerase II-specific; RNA polymerase II cis-regulatory region sequence-specific DNA binding
Source: RefSeq, a predicted model, not a curated record